Messenger RNA from Radiomyces spectabilis, 4894 nucleotides. RefSeq names its product glycosyl transferase family 41-domain-containing protein. Gene Ontology annotation, molecular function: glycosyltransferase activity; protein binding. Bases 264 to 4787 code for a protein of 1507 amino acids. The record is from RefSeq and is a predicted model, not a curated record. The transcript has 2 exons. NCBI's taxonomy places the organism in Eukaryota, Fungi, Mucoromycota, Mucoromycetes, Mucorales, Radiomycetaceae. Gene Ontology annotation, biological process: protein O-linked glycosylation.
CUUCAAAACACUGUUCUUUUUUCUUCUUUUCCCUUUUGCAUAUUGUGUCGACGAGUUCUCGAAACUUUUCUGGAGAAGUUGGUGUUUUUCUUUCAUAAAGGGCUGAGCCAAGAACGGUGUCUUCUUCAAUUCGAGCUCAUUUUCAUUUUCUUUCCAUUUGUCGCACCCACUUUCGUUUUUUAAAAAGAACUCAAUUCUGCCUUUGUCGCAGCACUCUACCCAUCCCACUUACGCAACGCAAACUUACAAAUUGAGUGUAACUGAUGCAUUACCCACAUUAUUUCGGUCACAACGACCCGGCUGCAUUUGCAUACUUUCAACAGGAGCUAAUGUCGCCGCGGUUGCAAGAAGCACUUUUGGAAACGGGACAGCAAGCACCGUUUGGGUCUGCCAACGCAGCUACACUCGGUCAAUAUCCCUCUCAACCGACUCGCUACGACCCGACACGUCAGCAUGAGUCUCUUCAACAACAACAGCAGCCACAGCAACACCGUCCUUCGAUUAUGGUGCCACCGCAGUCACCGACACUUGCCAGUUAUUACUUUGAAGGUUCAAAUGGAUGGGUCAAUCAUUAUUAUGAUCCUCGAAGGCGGCAAUAUCUUUCCAGUCGCGUCAACCCUGACUUUCAUCAACGAUACGCGCAGCAACCACGCCAAGUUCAUUCCAACGUGUUACCAUCCCUAGAUUCCUUGAACUAUUCCCAGCAACUUCAGUUGCAGCAGCAACAGCAGCAGCAGCAACAACAUCAAAAGGAACAACUGCAACAUCCUUCAGGACAUCAGCAUCAGCAUCCGCAACAGCAUCAGCAGCAGCAACAGCAGCAGCAUGUUUUAUCCAUCCAGCAACCUUAUUCAUCUUCUCAAACCAUGCUUUCAUCCAACAAUAUUGCAUCCCAUUACAAUAUGCAGUUGCCACCGAGGCAUCCAACUUAUCAGCAAAAUAUUGGCCCAGAUUUUGAUGCUCGGGUUCCGCUACAAUCGUUUUCCAUUCCCAGCGGUCCGGUAUCCAUCCAUAACAAUCCUCUGGUUCAGCAGUCGUUAUCUAACGAUACCAUCCCGGACGUAUAUUUCCCCGCCGUGGUCAAUGCACCGGCAACCACCAAUAUAUCCCAACCUGCCAUGUUCAAUCCAACCCUCGCGUCCAUGGGGAAAAUGGAAUUCACCGAAGAGUUGCGGGAAAGUAUGCUGCAGUACGCUCACACCUUGUAUGCAUCAUCGCCCCAGAAUCCGACUCUCUUAUCCCUUUUACAUUCGAUCCAUGCUGCUUUCCCCACCCAUCUUCCAACCUUACUGUUGCUUGCUUGUGUCUAUUACUCGUAUCAAGAUUAUCAGUCGUCUCUUCGCUACAACCAUCUGAUCCUCAAGUAUGAGCCUGUAUACGUUGAAGCGAUGAGUAAUAUCGGCACGACGUUACGUAGUAUGGGUAGGACGCGUGAAGCGGAGCGAUGGUGGUAUCAGGCUGUGAAGCUCCGACCGGGCUAUUGGGACGCGGUGGAAAACCUUGUAGGCGUACUAUGCUCAAGUACGCCCACGGUGAACAGUAUCGAACAACAUUUAAAAAAUACCACCUUGGAUACAAAACAUGAAAAAACCCAAGAUCACGGGCAACAGCAACCCUCGCCUCGAUACAAAGAAGCAUUAUCCGUGUGCGAAUUUGUGGAACAGUACUACUUUAAAUCGCAGACAGACGCCCUUCUUCACGGUCCUAUUAAAGCGCCCAAGCAACUUCCUACAAAUCAGCUCCCACGACUGCAAAACCUCUUUUACGCAAAAGGUAACCUAAAGUAUGCCUUGUCGGAUAUUGCGGGCGCACGUCGAGAGUACGAGAAGGGAUUAGAAUUGGCAUUUGGCGGCAUCAAUCUGUUGACGGUGAUCAACCAUAUCGCGCUGGCUUGUGGAUCGACUGCGGUCAUGGAAGCCAUGAGGUUUGGACGAACGUUGGAUUCCGCAUCAUUACCUUUGAUCUUGCUGCAACCGGAUCAAGCCGUUCGGAUUCUGCAAAUCACAUUUUCAUCCACGGCGGGUGUAUUACCCGGAUUUGCCGCUAUUUCACAGACCACUGUAGGCAACGAUGGCACAACUGGCAGCAGUGUGUUGCACCAAGCCAACCAGACCACCUCCACCAUCCUGCUGACCUUGGCGAAGCAGUUCCAAGAUAUGAUGAACCCUUCCACCCCAGCCUUGGCCGCUGCGGCGUCCUCUGACAAGAGUUUCAUUCCCACCCUUUCCUUAUUGCUGCCACUGUACUACAUGAGUUUGGCAUUGCAUCCUAGUCCAUCGACGGCCAACAAUCUCGGUAUUAUUAUCAGCAAUAUCUCGGGAGCUGCAGCAGCGACCGCUGUGAAAUUACCGACCAUGGGCCCUCAACAGCAACAACAGCAGCAACCAUUGACGGGCACCAUGCUGGCCAUGCAAUAUUACAUGUACGGUCUUCAGAUCGAUCCUCGACACCCUCACCUCUACACCAACUUGGGAUCACUUCUCAAGGAUAUGGGCCACUUGAACGAAGCCGUGAGUAUGUACGAAAAGGCCGUCGAAUACAAUCCCCGUUUCGACGUGGCGCUGGCGAAUCUCGGCAAUGCUAUCAAGGAUAUGGGUCGUGUCCAGGAUUCAGUGCAGUGGUACCGUCGGGCUGUGGAGGUGAACCCCAACUUUGUGGAUGCCAUCUGUGGCCUUGUGAAUUCACUGGGUGGUGUGUGCGAUUGGCGUGGACGCGGUGGCGUCGGUGACGAGCCUACGGUGGAUCAGUAUGGAAAAUAUUUCCCUAGUACUGGCGACAAACAUGCACGUAGUGGAUGGAUUGGACGUGUCGUGGAUACCGUUGAAAAGCAGUUGGAUGAAGGGUCCGUGUGGGGCGCUGGCAUUCUCAAGCUUCCCGUGGAUGCCAACGGUAUGACGUUUGGCGAAAUUCUCACGGAGCGGAUCAGUAGCCUUGUGCAGCAGGCUUCACCCGAUCAACUGGACGUAUGGCGCCGUCGUCUGAAUCAUUACCACAAAGUUGGCAAUAAGAAAAACGAGGGAGGUUGGAUUAUUCGGCUUCUCGAACGGAUCAUGCGCCGGUUGCAACGCAACUGGUACCUGGAACUAUACGGGGCGGUGUUGCAAAGCAAAGAAUCACAACCGAAAGCAUUUGUCACGGCCGAAGCGAUCCAAAAGUACCAACGUCCUCUCAUACCCAGCAACUUGGCGGCUCCGCCCGUGCCUACCGUGCUACCCUUCCAUACCUUUACUUAUCCCCUUUCAGCUCGCCAGGUGCGAUUAAUUUCUCAUCGUAACGCUCUCCGAAUCUCACAUACCACAUUGACAUCGUCAUGGGUCGCCAGCCACGUCUAUCCUCCUCCCCCUCCGCCUUCGCCUCGAUUGAAGAUUGGUUACAUCUCAUCCGACUUUAACAACCACCCUCUCUCCCAUUUAAUGCAGUCGGUCUUUGGAUUCCACGAUCGCGAACGGUGUGAAGUGUUUUGCUAUGCGACGACCCCGAGUGACAAUACGCCUUACCGGUUAAAGAUCGAACGCGAAGCGGAACAUUUCAUCGAUGUGUCUAGCUGGUCGAAUCAACAGAUUAUUGAAAAAGUAGUGGAAGAAGGGAUCCAUGUGCUUGUGAAUUUGAACGGUUAUACCAAAGGCGCGCGAAAUGAAAUAUUUGCCGCUCGUCCCAGUCCCGUGCAAUGCUCGUUCAUGGGAUUUGCCGGUACCUUGGGAGGAGGAUGGUGUGACUGGAUCAUUGCCGAUGCGAUUGUGUGUCCUCCUGAAAUGACGAGCUGCGAAGUGUGGCGAUCACGACAAUCCAGUGGAACGACGACCACGUUGGCCAACGGUGAUUUUGAAGGCGAUAUUGAUCCCGAAGAAGAUACCGAUGACUUUGUGUAUACCGAAAAGUUCAUCUAUAUGCCUCAUUCGUAUUUCGUCAAUGAUCACAAGCAAGGCUUCCGCGAAACCGAUGCAAACCACUCGAGUCAAAAUCUAUUAAGCUUUGGAUCGUCGACGGUGGAUACUGCGGAUAUCGAUUCGCUGUGGGCGAUUGAAGAAGAGAAACGGUGGAAAAUGCGACGCGAAGUAUUUCCAAACCUGUCAGAUGAUGUUGUCAUCUUUGCCAACUUCAAUCAACUGUACAAGCUGGAACCUUCGACGUUCCGAAUGUGGUUACGCAUCCUUGAACGUGUGCCCAACUCGAUUCUGUGGUUGCUUCGAUUUCCGCCGGCGGGAGAACAACAUUUACGACGAUGUGCGCUUGAUUGGGCGGGACCUCAAGUGGCUCAACGAGUGAUUUUCACAGACGUGGCACCUAAACAUAUCCAUAUCUACCGUGGUCGAGUGGCCGAUCUAUUUCUGGAUACUCCCGAAUGCAAUGCUCACACGACGGCGGCGGAUAUUUUAUGGUCAGGCACACCUAUUGUGACGUAUCCCAAGUAUAUGCACAAGAUGUGUUCGCGGGUUGGCGCUAGCAUUGCACGCGCCACUGGUUACGGAGACGAAAUGAUUGUGAGCAAUGAGAAGGAAUAUGAAGAUCGUGCAGUUUCUCUAGCGCAGGGACUGGUGUACACCUAUGAGACGGUGAUGCCUGGGAAAGUGCAACGGCGUGGUCAAGGCGAUUUGAUGAAUCUCCGAAAACGGUUAUUCUGUACCCGUGAGAAAAGUCGACUCUUUGACACGCAUCGAUGGACACGGAAUCUGGAACACGGUUAUUUCGAAGCAUGGCGAAGAUGGGUCACCGGUGACGAGUUUGAAGACAUGCAAUCCAAGCCAAGUAGCAGUGGAUGUAUUUGGGUCGUCGAUCCGGAUGAUUAAAGAAAACCUCAGCCUUGGGCGCUCAGGAAAUCUACGUUCCCUUCUGUUGUAUGCUUUGAGUAAUCUUCUUUGAGCUUAUGACGCAUUAAUUCCUGUUUUCUUCAUCU